GUUCUUCUUGCCUAACAACUUUUCUCCUCAAAUCCAGAGCUUCGAAAGAUCAUGUCACAACCAAAGUUCCUGUCCGGCGACAAGGCGGGCAUUGACGAGUUCCUCGACCGAUUCGAUGUCUUUCUCUUCGAUUGCGAUGGCGUCCUCUGGUCUGGCGAUCAUAUGUUCGAGAAGGUCCCCGAGACACUGGAGAUGCUGAGGAGCAAAGGCAAGCGAUUAGUCUUCGUCACGAAUAACAGCACCAAGUCGCGUGCAGACUACAAGAAAAAGUUCGAUAAACUGGGCAUACCCGCCGAAGUUGACGAGGUCUUCGGUUCGUCGUACAGCGCCGCUGUGUACAUCGCUCGCAUCAUGAAGCUUCCGGCUCCGAAAAACAAAGUAUUCGUUAUGGGCGAGAGCGGUAUCGAGCAGGAACUCGAGUCAGAAGGCGUGCCCUAUAUCGGAGGCACAGACCCUGCACUCCGUCGCGACAUCGAACCGGAAGACUUCACAAACAUCGCGAACGGGUCCAUGCUAGACCCCAACGUAGGCAUCGUUCUCGCCGGAUUGGACUUCCACAUGAACUACCUGAAGACGGCGAUCGGAUUCCAGUAUGUGCAGCGCGGCGCACAGUACCUCGCGACGAACAUUGACAGCACGCUGCCCAUGUCACAUAGCUUCUUUCCUGGAGCUGGAGCUAGUGGUGCUGCUCUCGAGAAGGCGGUUGGAAAGACGCCUGUGUCGUUUGGCAAGCCCAGUCAAGCUAUGAUGGACGCCAUCGAGGGCAAGUUCAAGUUGAACCGGAGUAGGACGUGCAUGAUCGGCGAUAGGCUGAACACAGACAUCCAGUUUGGCAUUGACGGAAAACUAGGUGGUACCUUGGCUGUGCUGACUGGUGUAAGCAAGAAGGAGGAUUUCCUUGCAGACGGUGCGGAGACUGUGCCGUCGGCAUACGUGAAUGCCAUUAGCGAUCUGCUUGGUUGAACGUGAGCGUACUGAAGGGCAACGGUUAUGGCGUUCAGUUAGAACUAGCAAUAGAACAGCAGCCUAGACAUGUGACGAUCUGCACAUGGCCAAUCCUGGAA
Paraphaeosphaeria sporulosa is the source of this 1064-nucleotide messenger RNA. RefSeq names its product 4-nitrophenylphosphatase. NCBI's taxonomy places the organism in Eukaryota, Fungi, Ascomycota, Dothideomycetes, Pleosporales, Didymosphaeriaceae. Bases 52 to 963 code for a protein of 303 amino acids. The record is from RefSeq and is a predicted model, not a curated record. Gene Ontology annotation, molecular function: phosphoglycolate phosphatase activity; alkaline phosphatase activity. The transcript is spliced from 5 exons.